Messenger RNA from Mizuhopecten yessoensis (Yesso scallop), 5255 nucleotides. Its product is annotated as dual oxidase 2-like. The record is from RefSeq and is a predicted model, not a curated record. Lineage: Eukaryota; Metazoa; Mollusca; Bivalvia; Pectinida; Pectinidae. The transcript is spliced from 31 exons. Gene Ontology annotation, molecular function: calcium ion binding; heme binding; superoxide-generating NAD(P)H oxidase activity. Bases 21 to 4802 code for a protein of 1593 amino acids. Gene Ontology annotation, biological process: defense response; superoxide anion generation; response to oxidative stress. Gene Ontology annotation, cellular component: NADPH oxidase complex; plasma membrane.
CUCAUCGCUAGGCGAGAGACAUGAUGUAUGUCGAGGCUGCAGGUUGCUUGCUUCUGAUAGCUGUGUUUGUAUCAGCACAGGAGGAAACCGAGCCGGAGUUAGCUCCCCUAGAUGGCUGGUACAACAAUCUGCUCCACCCGGACUGGGGUGCCGUGGAUUCUAUUCUGUUGCGCAAGAGUCCCACUGCCUACGCCGACGGAGUCUACCACAUGGCUGGUCCAACCCGACCAAACCCUUUUGAAAUUAGUAAGGUGGCCCACAGAGGCAUCAUGGGAUUGGGAUCAGAGAGAGGUCGGACAGUCUUGAUGACACAUUAUGGGCAACAGGUAGCAGAGGAAAUGUUGGAUGUCCAGAGACCAGGGUGUCCAAGGGAAUAUGAAAAUAUUGUUGUCCCUGAUGAUGAUCCUCUGUACACGCCUGGAAUCCAGAUGCCUUUUAUUCGUUCAAGGUUUGAUGCCAGAACUGGGCAGUCACCAAGCAACCCACGACAACAGCUUAAUGAGAUUACUCCUUACCUGGAUGGUCAGCUGAUGUAUGGUCCAGCUAAGGCCUGGACAGAUGCUAUUCGUGCAUUUGAGGGAGGUCGACUGAAGGCUCUGGAUGGCAAAUACGCACCAAUAAAGGAGAGCUUCCCUGCCAUAAAUGACAUUCAACUCCCAUUUGCUAAUCCACCAAAUCCAAGAGAGCAAACCACAGAAGAACGACUGCGGCCUGUUGCAAGAUUCUGGCGUUUGGGAAAUCCUAGAGGUUUUGAGAACCCUUUCAUGCUGUCUAUCGGUGUGAUGUGGUUUCGUCUUCACAACUUCUGGGCAGACAUGAUCAGCCGGGAACAUCCUGACUACACAGAUGAGGCUUUGUUCACUGAGGCAAGGAAGUGGGUUGUGGCCAUGCAUCAGAAAAUCACUGUGUAUGACUGGCUACCUAGAUGGUUGGAGAUACUAGACAAUGGAUCAAUUUAUAAUAUCAGUGAUACAGUAUCAACGCCAGAGAGACCAACAUGCCCUUAUAAAGGUUAUAAUCCCAACAUCCAUCCUGGUAUCACACACGAGUUUCAGUCGUCGGCCAUGAGAUUCGGACACACACUUGUCAGUCCUGGUUUGUGGCGUCGGGGUACACCUCAAGGGUCUGGCAACGAUCUGAGGGGAAACAAUGCCCUCACCAACUGUAACUGGACACAUACCUCUCUCAGGGUUCCCGGUCAGGUUGGAGAUCAAGUCCAUGCAUUCCGUCUGUGUAAUUCUUACUGGAACGCCCAGGAAUCGGUCGUAGAGGAUGUGGACUCAUUGUUUCGUGGAAUGGCAUCCACCCUUGGAGAGCGAGAAGAUCAUAUCAUGGUGGCUGAUCUUGCAGGUUAUGUGUUUGGGCCCCUAGAGUUUUCCCGGCGUGACCUUGCGGCAUUGAACAUCCAGAGAGGUCGUGACCAUGGUCUCCCUGACUACCAGGCAGUUAGAGAGGCCUUCAAUCUGCCCAGGCUGAAAAGCUGGGAAGACAUCAAUCCUACUUUCCCUGCAAAUGUUCCUGCAUCAACUGUCGAAGCCAUAGCUAACCUACAGCAGCUGUACAUUGAUAAGGGACUGAAUGGAACUACUCCUGAGGAUGUGGACCUGUUCACUGGAGGCCUCAUGGAGACCACAUUUAAUGGGCCAGGGCCUCUCUUCCGUGCCAUCCUUGUCGACCAAUUCUGUCGUGUUAGGGAUGGGGAUCGGUUUUGGUACGAAAACUUAGAUAAUGGAUUGUUUUCCCAGGCAGACAUUGACAGAAUCAAUAGUUUUACAAUAUUUGACAUCAUUAAGAAUGUCACCAAUGUGGAUGAGACCCAGAUCCAGACUGACCCCUUUAUACAUAUAACCAAUGACAUCUGCCCUCAGCCUCAGCAGCUGAACAUCUCUACCACUAUAAACCUGAAUGGACAGUCGUCACUCAUCCUAGAGGAUUGUACAGGUUUUCAGACCUACGACUACUUCUUCAACAGUAAUUACUCAUUUGCUCUCACAUUUAUAGUUGUGGGACUUUGUAUACCAGCAACUGUUGUCAUCACGAUCCAGCUGGCAAAGCGCAGGAUAAAAUCAAUGACAUUGAGAAAAAAGAAAGUCGCAAAGUCAUUCAAGGGUGGUACCGAACCAAACGUAUUUGAUGUUUUGGAGUGGGUUGGACACAAGGAAGGAGAACGAAACAUCAAAGUCCGGUUUGAUAGCAAGCGACGUAAGAUACAUGUCAGUGAUAGGCGAGGCAAACCACUGCGUAUGAUUGACUUACGGCAGCGUGGGGAACACCAGAUUCGGCCAAUCUAUGUAUGGCUGGAAGAUGAUCACUCUCUCAGCAUGUGUUCUGUACGCGCUGAGGGCGAGAUUGACCUGAUUCUACAGUUUGCUGACAUGGAAGACAUGGCAGAGUUUGUUCAGAAGCUGGAGACUUUCCUUAAAUCCAUCAACGUUGAAAUGAACCAGACCCGCAUGAGACACGACAUCAUAAUCAACAAUGCUCAGACCAAAGACAAACGACAGAAACUCCUGGAUAAAUUCUUCCGAAUCGUGUCACUUCAGGCAUUCAAGGAGACUGCAGAAGACAUUGCGAUGGAACCCUUGGACCAGGACACUGCCAAACAGCUGGCUGAUAUCAAACUGACACGUACAGAAUUCGCAGAGGCCUUUGGUCUGAAACCAACCUCGAUGUUUGUCCGCAACAUGUUCCUCCUGGUGGAUUCUGAUAAAUCUGGAUUUGUAAACUUCAGAGAAUUUUUGGACUUCUUCGUUGUUUUGUCUUCACAGGACUCCGACAGUAAAGUGCAGCUUAUCUUCAACAUGUACGACAUUGGACAGAAGGGUGUACUCUCCAAGUCAGACUUCUCUAAGAUGAUCCUGUCUCUACUAGACCUGUCAGAUUCCAGCUUGGACAAGAGUAAGGUCACAGAUCUCAUCUCCUCUAUGUACCGUGUCGCUAACGUGAGGGAGGGAUCCGAAAUGACAUUUACAGACUUCAAAAAGAUCUUUGAAGAUGAGGAAUAUGCCAAGACAUUAGCUAAUGCUACACUGGAUCUAGAUGGAAUGUCUCAUGAAGUUCAAACGCAUGAUCCGAGGAAGAAGCACGAUUCCACCCUCCAGUCAAGGAGCAAGACUCUAAUGAGGAAUUACGACAAAGGGGGAAAGUCAAAGGGGCUGUCAAAUCGUAAGAGAGGAACAUCAGUCAGAGUGACAACAACAAAGAUCAUAUUUCCAAAAACAAAGACCGGCCAGCUGUGGUUCCAGUUUACGUCGUGGGUGGCCACCUACCAACUAGUCAUCUUCUGGACAGUUCUUUACACACUCAUUCUCAUGGGCAUCUUCGCGGAACGUGCUUUCUACUAUUCUUUUGAGCGUGAACAUGCAGGACUGCGCCGUAUCGCUGGAUAUGGUGUGACGAUAACUCGAGGAGCUGCCAGUGCUAUGAUGUUUACAUACUGUCCACUACUCAUCACUAUGAGUCGCAACUUGAUCACAUUCUUCCGGGAAACUUUUCUGCAUCGCUUCUUCCCCUGGGAUUCGAUGCACUUCCUGCACAAGUAUAUUGCAUUCUGGGCUCUCCUUUUCACAAUGGUCCAUGUCGUUGGUCACAGUAUCAAUCUGUACCACAUCUCCACGCAGUCCUCCGGGGACCUCAACUGUAUAUUCCGUGAAUACUUCAGAGCGCAAGACGAACUAGCAACUUUUCACUACUGGGCAUACACAACUAUCACAGGACUCACAGGAAUUAUUUUAACCUUGAUAGUCAUCACUAUGUAUGUCUUUGCAAUGCCAUACGCUCGUCGCUACGUAUUCAACGCUUUCUGGAUGACCCACAAGUUCUACGUACUGCUAUACAUCUUCAGUAUCAUGCAUGGCUCUGGGCGUCUUGUCCAACCACCCCUGUUCUGGCUGUACUUCCUCCCUUGUCUCUUCAUUUUCAUCCUCGAUAAAAUGAUCAGUGUUAGUCGCAACAAGAUCCAGAUUGCUGUUGUCUCUGCAGACCUCUUACCCUCAGAUGUGAUAGCUCUAGUUUUCAAACGACCUGCAAGUUUUGAGUACAAGUCAGGUCAAUGGGUUCGGAUUGCCAGCCUCGACCUGGGUAAGAGAGAGUACCAUCCUUUCACUUUGACCUCUGCCCCCCAUGAGGCACAUCUCAGUCUGCACAUCCGCGCUGUGGGACCCUGGACCACCAACAUUCGUGAACUCUAUGACCCUGACCAACUGGAAUACAAGAAGUACAAGCUUCCCAAGCUAUUUCUAGACGGCCCAUAUGGGGAGGGACAUCAGGAUUGGUACCGGUUUCAGGUGGCCAUCUUGGUUGGUGGUGGAAUCGGGGUCACACCCUUUGCCUCCAUCUUGAAAGACAUUGUCCAUAAGUCAAAAACUGAUGACUUUAGAUUUUCAUGCAAAAAGGUGUAUUUCCUGUGGGUGACCCGUACCCAGAAACAGUUUGAAUGGAUGACAGAGAUCAUCCAGGAAGUUGAAAACAACGACUUGAAAAGCUUUGUCGAUGUUCACAUCUUUAUUACACAGUUCAAGGAGAAGUUUGAUUUCAGGACUACUAUGUUGUACAUCUGUGAGCGACAUUUCCAGAAAGUGGCCGGGAAGAGUUUAUUCACUGGUCUGAGUGCCACCACCCAUUUUGGCAGACCACAGUUUCAAGACAUCCUCAGGUCUAUAGGCACUGAACACCCUAAGGUUAAUCGUGUUGGGGUGUUCAGCUGUGGUCCACCUCCAAUGACCAACACUCUGGACAAGGCCUGCUCCGACCUCAACAAAAUACAGGGUACCUUAUUCAAACACCACUUUGAGAACUUUUAGAGGGAAAGAAAUACAGUGCGACAUACAUAUGAGACCACUCCUUUUGCCAACAGACAAAGAUUUCUAAUAUGGAACAUGUCCAGGAGAGUACCUUUCCUACUGUUUAAAACGAUACACUUUCAGGACAGGAAUUUUACUGUCCUAAAAGAGGUGGUCAAUCCAGGCGAGUUCUGUUUUAUUAGAAAGUCCAAGUAUUCAGAUAUUUAAAUAGAAAUUCAUUUUAAAGAGUUUGAGUCUUGCGUUCAGAGCAAGACCAUAUCCUAUUCACUGAUUGAAUAUGUCUAUUUAAACAUUAAAUAAAAUCACAACAUUCAGAUUUUAAUCUUUUACUCUGAUUAAUGUUUAAAAUCAGAAAAUUAAUCAUAUCUUGCAUAAAAAGUAGAACUGUUUCAUGAUAGCAAAUACAAGCAUGCAUCAGCAAAUUUUAAAACUCAUCCAUUUGAACAGCCAUUG